Drosophila sulfurigaster albostrigata is the source of this 914-nucleotide messenger RNA. It is a transcript of the gene eIF4E4, whose product is annotated as eukaryotic translation initiation factor 4E1. Gene Ontology annotation, molecular function: RNA 7-methylguanosine cap binding; translation initiation factor activity. The transcript is spliced from 4 exons. The record is from RefSeq and is a predicted model, not a curated record. NCBI's taxonomy places the organism in Eukaryota, Metazoa, Arthropoda, Insecta, Diptera, Drosophilidae. Gene Ontology annotation, cellular component: cytoplasm; eukaryotic translation initiation factor 4F complex. The coding region runs from base 160 to 831 and encodes 223 amino acids. Gene Ontology annotation, biological process: translational initiation.
CCAUGUAAACUGUUUGCAUUUCCUAUCUCGUGUCGUGUAAAAGUAUUUUUAAGUCAGCUGAAAUUGUAAAAUAAGUAAAGUGGAAACAGAAGAAAACAGAAAAAGAAAAAAAAAACAAUUGAUAUUAAACGUAAUUUGGCAAAACAAAACAGUUGCACAAUGUUGGACAGUGAUUCUGAGCUGCAAACUGAUUCACGCUCCAGCUCCAGCCAGGAGUUGAAAUCUUAUGCGGAGGGCGGCGAUAUGUGCAAACACACAGCAGGCAAACAGCAGAUGGUCGAGAUGCCAUUUAAGCAUCCAUUGGAGAACACAUGGACUUUGUGGUAUCUGGAGAAUGAUCGCAACAAGAGCUGGGAGGAGAUGCAGAACGAGAUAACCAGCUUUGAUAUGGUCGAGGAUUUCUGGAGUCUGUACAAUCACAUCAAGCCGCCAUCCGAGCUGAAAAUUGGCAGUGAUUACUCGCUCUUCAAGAAGGGCAUACAGCCCAUGUGGGAGGAUGAGAUCAACAAGUAUGGCGGUCGUUGGGUCAUCAGUAUUGGUCGUUGCAGUAAGCUGGAACUGGACAAGCUCUGGCUCGAUGUGCUGUUAAUACUGAUUGGUGAGGCUGUGCAGCAUACUGAGGAAAUCUGUGGAGCUGUCAUCAACUUGCGCAGCAAGAGCAACAAAAUUUCGAUUUGGACUGCCAAUGGACACAACGAGCUAGCCGUCAUGGAGAUUGGGCACAAGCUGCGCAAGCUUUUGUGUUUGCCGCCCCACAAUCUGCAGUAUCAGAUGCACAAGGAUUCGAUGAUCAAGCAAGGAUCGGUGGUGAAAGCGGUUUACCUGCUGUAGUCUUACGUCUUUAAUUUGUUUUGUUAAGCAAAAAGGCAGCAGCUGCCUUAGCUUGUGUAUUCCAAAAACCUAAAAAAAAAACU